GAACCUUGCAGAAGUUGGAAAAGACCGGCCCAUCUCUUUUGCCAAGGCACUUCUGGAGCUCAGGAGGUUUUGAUUUCUACUCUACAGAAGGAGGACAUUUGGCAGAUGGAAGCUUGACUGGAGAGGGUUUCCACCUAUCCAUCCAUGAUGGGUGAGACCUCCCAGUGGUGUGGUUGGUUGGAGUCAUCUGCAGCCUUGGAAGUGACCCUCACUCACUCUCUGUAAGCCAGCACUGCAGAUGUGCUGGAGCCCGAGUCAGGCGUGACUGUUGCUGAGAUCCUCUAACAAGAUCACCAUGGCAACCGGACAGAAGUUGAUGAGGGCUGUUCGAGUGUUUGAAUUUGGUGGACCAGAAGUGCUGAAACUCCAGUCCAACGUGGCAGUUCCUGUUCCAAAAGGCCGUCAGGUUCUAAUCAAAGUCCAUGCCUGUGGCAUCAACCCAGUAGAGACAUAUAUUCGCUCUGGCACCUACAGUCGGAAACCUGCCUUACCUUUCAUUCCAGGCACCGAUGUGGCUGGGAUCAUAGAAUCUGUUGGAGAGAGUGUGUCAGCUUUCAAGAAAGGUGACCGGGUCUUCUGCACCAGCACAGUGUCUGGCGGUUAUGCAGAGUUUGCUCUUGCAGCGGAUCACACCGUCUACACCCUGCCCGAGACACUGGACUUCAGGCAGGGGGCUGCACUUGGGAUCCCGUACUUCACAGCCUGCCGUGCGCUGUUCCACAGUGCCCGUGCGCAAGCUGGGGAAAGCGUCUUGGUUCAUGGGGCCAGUGGAGGAGUUGGAAUAGCUGCGUGCCAGAUUGCCAGAGCUCAUGGCUUAAAAGUUUUGGGCACAGCUGGUUCUGAGGAAGGAAAAAAGCUUGUUCUGCAAAAUGGAGCUCAUGAAGUGUUUGAUCACAAAGAAGUUAAUUAUAUUGAUAAAAUCAAGAAGUCUGUUGGUGACGAUGGGGUUAAUGUGAUUAUUGAGAUGCUGUCGAAUGUCAACCUGAGUAAUGACUUGAAGCUUCUGUCCCGGGGAGGACGAGUAAUUGUCGUUGGCUCUAGAGGUCCUAUUGAAAUAAACCCAAGGGACACCAUGGCAAAGGAGACGAGUAUAAUUGGAGUUUCUCUCUUUUCAUCCACCAAGGAGGAAUUUCAGCAAUUCGCAGGCAUCCUCCAAGCAGGAAUGAAAGAAGGUUGGGUGAAGCCAGUGAUAGGUUCUGAGUACCCAUUGGAGAAGGUGGUCCAAGCCCAUGAAGACAUCAUCCACAGCAGUGGGAAGACCGGGAAAAUGAUUCUUCUCCCAUGAUGACCAACUCUUUCGGGACGCCCUGUGUCACUGUGACAUCUUCCUCCCCAAGUCUUUCUUCUAUCUGUCAUCUUUAAUCAGCAUUCAUUUCACUGGGUUUCAUGUAUUAAAAACAUGACUUUCGGGGGUUACACAGCGGAGUAACACCAUAGCAGAGAACAUGCAGCCUUAUGUGGGGUUGGCAUGCAUCUCAAAACUGGUUUUGCUUCUUUCUCUUGGUUUUCUUGGUUUGGUUUAGUGUUUCUGUUUGUUUUGUUUUUGAGACAGGAUCUUGCUCUGUAGUUCAUGCUGGCCUUGAACUCAUGGUGAUCGUUCUGUCUCAGCCUUCUAAGUGCCAGGGUAACAGUCAUGGACUGCCACACACAGCUUCAUUUCAGAACUUCUUAAUUGAUUGACUUCAGGCCUUUGACUCUUGGCCUCCAGGGGCUUCCAAGCCUGCCUACCUUUAUUUAAGGUGCCCAGUCCUCUGGAUGGCAUGGCUGUCUUGGACUCUGAAGACUUUCGGGGCUGAAAAACAUCCUUUUAAAACCAGUAUCAAUCAUCUCAGUCUGUGAGCCUCUGGGAAGGGCAAAAUGAGCAACACCUGAGAAAGCUGUCAGCCAGUUUUCCUAACACAUCUGAAAAUGCUAGAAUACUCACAUGCUGGUCACCAACCAUGUUCCAGGUCAGCAACCUUAUCCUGGGUCUGUGGUAUUCAGUACAGUCACCCAUUCAAUGCUUCAUGGUUACUUAGAGUUUCCUGUAUGUGUGACACGAGCCCCAUAGUUUUGCUUACAAUUGUAAGUUCACAAAUUUAACACAGUAAGAAAGGUCUGCUCUGGUUUUCGUAGCACCGUAACUUGGGGUCAAUUUUGUAGAAUACUGAAGCCUAUGCCUGUCUCAUUUGUGUGGCACAAGCCUCAUUUCUGCAUGGCGCCUGACCUUGGGACUGCUUAGUAGGCCUCUUUUGUGCUGGAAUUCAUUUAGACUAAAUAAAUGGACAGCCUUUUAGAAAUCUCACCCCAGUAUUAUGUCCAAGGAGAUAAGAUUCCAUAACUGACUUUUGGUUUUGUUUCUCUCCACAUGAACAUAUCAUCUGUUUCUUUUCGAAUUACAUGGGUAACUGUCUUGUUUCCUUUGUUCUGUUGAACACAGUUUGCUAAGGAGUGAGCAGAAAUCACUGUUCAUGCAGCUGGGGGAUGUGGCCACUGAUGUCUUGAUGUUUGUGCUGUGACCAAAGUGUUUUAGCCAUUAGCAUGGUCUAAGUUCAGCCACUGUUACUGGUUAACUAUCCUAUAAAAUAACAUUUUAACAAAGUUUCAGAAA
Molecule: messenger RNA, 2590 nt
Organism: Peromyscus maniculatus bairdii (prairie deer mouse)
Lineage: Eukaryota; Metazoa; Chordata; Mammalia; Rodentia; Cricetidae
Gene: Cryz
Product: crystallin zeta
Cellular component (GO): cytosol
Molecular function (GO): mRNA 3'-UTR binding; zinc ion binding; NADPH binding
Source: RefSeq, a predicted model, not a curated record